AUGUCAGACGACGAAGUGAGCGAAAAGCUCGCUGCUCUUCAAACUAAUGGAGAGAAGAAGCUAUCAAAAAAGGAGCUGAGAAAACUGGCCAAGCGAGCAGACUAUGAAAAAGAAAUAUUAGCCAUGGGAGGUAAAGUUGAUGGACAAACUGCAAACGACAUACGUGAAGAUGAUGAUGUUACAUUUUCGAAUCCUAAACAAAAUGAUGUUAUCUUUUCGGGUGAGAGAGGAAUCGGUUCGGGAGCUCAACUUGGCGGUCAAUUCACUGUUUCCCAAGCUUCGCAAAGUAUCACGCAAAAACAACAAGCUGAAAAUAACAUGGACAUUAAGGUAGAAAAUUUCGACAUCGGUGCGCAAGGGAAAUUGCUUUUUAAUAAGGCAUCGUUAACUAUCGUAUACGGGAGGAGAUACGGGCUGGUUGGACCUAAUGGGUCAAUACUUUUAAUGGGUAAAACAACGCUAUUAAAA
Molecule: messenger RNA, 468 nt
Organism: Strongylus vulgaris
Lineage: Eukaryota; Metazoa; Nematoda; Chromadorea; Rhabditida; Strongylidae
Source: the annotation of a GenBank genome assembly